Pichia membranifaciens NRRL Y-2026 is the source of this 2282-nucleotide messenger RNA. RefSeq lists its product as hypothetical. Gene Ontology annotation, molecular function: GTP binding; translation release factor activity; GTPase activity. Gene Ontology annotation, cellular component: translation release factor complex. The transcript has a single exon. The record is from RefSeq and is a predicted model, not a curated record. Lineage: Eukaryota; Fungi; Ascomycota; Pichiomycetes; Pichiales; Pichiaceae. Bases 66 to 2192 code for a protein of 708 amino acids. Gene Ontology annotation, biological process: translation; nuclear-transcribed mRNA catabolic process, deadenylation-dependent decay; translational termination.
AGAAUUGUGAUACUCUGAAAAGCUUUAAAAACCCAACUUAUUGUGGAAUAGUGUCGUUUUAUAAGAUGUCUGACCAACAGCAACAGCAACAACAACAAGCACAACAGAACCAGUUUGAUCCAAACAACCUUGCUCAGGGUUUGCAAAAUGUCAACUUGGGUGGUCAAUUCGAUCCAAACAACGCAAAUGCUUUCGUUCCCAACAUGAACUUCCAGCAAUUUGUCCCUCAGUUUGACCCUUCACAAGUUCAACAACAGAACUACAACCAAUACCAAAAUUACAACAAUUUAAACAGCAACAGAGGUGGUUUCAACAACAGAAGGGGUGGUUCCAACAACUAUAAUAACAGAAACAAUUAUAACAACAACCAAAAUUACAACAACAAUUACAACAACUACAACAACUACAACAACUACAACAGCGGUUACAACAACAACUAUAACGGUGGCUUUAACAACGGCUAUAGCAACGGCUAUCAAGAUACCGAUCAGCAACAGGAAACUUCUGGCUCGCAACAAAUGAGUUUUGAAGAGUAUCAAAAGCAACAACAAGAAAAGCUCAAUGCUGCUCCAAAGAAGAAAACUUUAAAGCUCAAUUUGAAGUCGAGUACUGUCAAGCUUGCCACUAAGAAGAAGGAGGAGCCAAAGGUGGAAGAAGCAAAGGAAGUAGCUAAGGAAGAACCCAAGGCAGAAAUCAAAGCAGAAGCGCCUAAGAUUGAGGAGAACGUUGAAAAACAGGUUGAGGAACCAAAAUCAGAGGCUCCAAAAGCUGAAUCCAAAAAAGAGACAACACCAGCACCAUCUGUCUCCGCUAGUAAAUUGCAAAACAAUACAGCAACUGCGGAAGCUCUUGCAAAGGAACAAGCAGACCAAGUUGAUCCUGCUGUUGUCAAUGACAUGUUUGGUGGUAAGGAUCACGUCUCGAUCAUUUUCAUGGGCCAUGUCGAUGCAGGUAAGUCAACUAUGGGUGGUAACAUUUUGUACCUGACUGGUGCUGUUGAUAAACGUACUGUUGAGAAGUACGAAAGAGAAGCCAAAGACGCAGGUAGACAAGGAUGGUACUUAUCUUGGAUUAUGGAUACCAACAAGGAAGAAAGAAGUGAUGGUAAAACUAUCGAAGUUGGUAAAUCUUACUUCGAGACUGACAAAAGACGUUACACAAUCUUGGAUGCUCCCGGUCAUAAACUUUAUGUUUCUGAAAUGAUCGGUGGUGCUUCCCAAGCAGAUGUUGGUAUUUUGGUUAUCUCUGCCAGAAAGGGUGAAUACGAAGCAGGUUUUGAAAGAGGUGGUCAAUCCAGAGAGCACGCCAUUUUAGCUAAGACGCAAGGUGUUAAUAAAUUGAUUGUUGUCAUCAAUAAGAUGGAUGACCCUACUGUGGGUUGGUCUGAAGAAAGAUACAAUGAAUGUAUAAGCAAAUUAUCCCUCUUUUUGAGAGGUGUCGGCUAUCAAAAGGAAGACGUUGUGUUUAUGCCAGUCUCAGGCUACACUGGUGAAGGUCUAAAGGAAAGAAUUCCAAGCUCUCACUGUCCUUGGUACAAAGGUCCUUCAUUAUUGGAAUACCUUGAUGGCAUGCCAUUGGUUCAAAGAAAAAUCAAUGAUCCUUUCAUGCUCCCAAUAUCAGGAAAAAUGAAGGAUUUGGGUACAGUGGUUGAGGGUAAAAUUGAAUCCGGUCAUAUCAAGAAGGGUCAAAAUUUGUUGAUGAUGCCAAACAGAGUUUCCGUUGAAAUCCUGACCAUUUACAAUGAAACUGAAGCUGAGGCAGAUAAUGCAUACUGUGGUGAACAGGUAAGAUUAAGACUAAAGAACGUCGAAGAAGAAGAUGUUUCCACUGGUUACGUGCUAACAUCAACAUUACACCCAGUGCACACUGUUACCAAAUUCGAAGCUCAAGUCGCUAUUGUUGAGUUGAAAUCCAUUCUAUCUUCCGGUUUCUCUUGUGUUAUGCACGUUCAUACUGCAAUUGAAGAAGUAAAUUUUGUUCAGUUGUUGCAUAAGUUGGAAAAGGGUACCAACAGGAAAUCCAAAAAGGCACCUGCUUUUGCUAAACAAGGUAUGAAGAUCAUCGCUGUGUUGGAAACCACCGAACCUGUUUGCUUAGAAACAUACGAAGACUAUCCCCAACUAGGUAGAUUCACCUUGAGAGAUCAAGGUCAAACUAUUGCUAUUGGUAAGGUAACAAAACUUCUAAACUGAUUUUCCAUUUUAUAAUUCUAUAUAUCUGCCAAAGAUUUUCAAUGUUCGUUCAUUUAUUACUUUUUUGUUUUUGAAAGAAAUCACGUACAA